Messenger RNA from Daldinia childiae, 1242 nucleotides. Its product is annotated as putative galacturan 1,4-alpha-galacturonidase A. Gene Ontology annotation, molecular function: polygalacturonase activity. The transcript has 3 exons. Gene Ontology annotation, biological process: carbohydrate metabolic process. NCBI's taxonomy places the organism in Eukaryota, Fungi, Ascomycota, Sordariomycetes, Xylariales, Hypoxylaceae. The coding region runs from base 1 to 1242 and encodes 413 amino acids. The record is from RefSeq and is a predicted model, not a curated record.
AUGAUGCUCACAUAUUUUAUACCUGCUUUGUUGGCACUUGCUAGCGGAGCCUCUGCGGCUCUCAACGUCACAGGCUCGACAUGCACGGUAACACCUUUACCGGUUGAGGGUAGUAAGGAACCGGACGACACACAGCAGAUCCUCGAUGCUUUCAAGCAAUGCGGACAGAACGGCAAGGUCAUCUUGACGGAAGGUUCAUUCCACAUCGGGAAGGUGAUGGAUCUUAAAGACCUGAGCAAUGUGGACAUUGAGAUCCAUGGUACGCUACGAUGGUCCUCGGAUAUCCAGUAUUGGCUGCGAAACAGUAUCGGCGUCGAGUACGCGCAGCGGUCUACGGCCUGGCGCAUUGGUGGCCAAGACAUCAGCAUCCGUGGCUUCGGCAAGGCGCUAUUUGACGGUCAGGGUCAGCUCUGGUAUGACCAGAACCGUGGAGGAAGUAACCAGGCCGGACGACCGAUCAGCUUAACGCUCUGGCAUGCUAAGAAUGUCCUUAUCGACGGAAUCACCUGGAGGCAGAGCCAAUUCUGGCACACCUUCGUUGCGUACAGCGAGAAUAUCACCAUGACGAACCUAGACAUGAACUCGACCAGUAACAGCCAAUGGAGUACCGUGAACACUGACGGUACCGACACUUGGAACUCAAAGGACGUCUUCAUCAAGAACUGGAAAGUGACCUGCGGCGAUGACUGCAUAGCCAUCAAAGGCAACAGCACCAACAUCCAAGUCUCCGACGUGCACUGCUACGAGUCCGGCUGCGCAACCAUCGGCUCUCUGGGCAACAACCCAGGCAACGCGCCAGACUUCGUGCAAGACGUAACCUUCGACAACAUCACCUGCACGCACAGCUCCAACGCAGCCUGGGUCAAGACCUACAGCGGCAACGGGCUCGUGCGCAACGUCACCUUCUCCAACAUCCGCGCCGAGAACGUCAACCAGCCCAUCUACGUCACCUCGUGCAUCUACACGGCGCGCGGCUGCGACCAGAGCCGCCUGCCGAUCCAGGAUGUGCGCUGGAUCAACGUGACGGGGACUAGUCGGUAUAAUAUUGCUUCGGCGAUCCACUGCUCCGCGUCUAGCCCUUGCUCGGGGUUUAGUUUUGAGAACGUCGAGAUCACCCCGCUGGAUGGGAAGAGUACGCCCAAGUACUUGUGUAGUAAUAUCCAGGGCCAGGCUGAGAGCGGCAUCCCCUGCACGGGGACGUGUCCGGCUGAUUGGCCGCAGCAGUUGAGUGGAAACCGUUAG